AUGCAUCUCCCCCUCUCUUAUCCCGGCCUUGGAUGCGUUUUAGAGCAUUUGGAAGCAGUUAAGCGAGCACAUAUCAUUGCCCGUGCACCAGGCCUUCAGAAAAUUGAUAAAUUGAUUCCACUUUGUCUGAAGAAUCUCUUUAUUGACAGUGAUGAAAUGACUAUCAACAAGUUGUUGAUUGAAUAUGAUAAGGAUGUGUUAGCAGAAACUCUUAUUUUGCACGUCUUUACUCAUCGAAUAGUCAGUGUUGAAGACCUCAAGAAACUUAACAACAAAACUGUGGUAUUUGAAUACUGCAUCUCCUCCAGAGUUGAUAUAAUUCCAUUAAUUAAGUAUUUCGUUGAAACUAAGAAAGAUAUUGGAACCACUUUCGUGAUUGCAACAGAUGGCAAAUAUUUCCUCAGUGAGAUGUUACGUGAGUUUGAACAAGAGUUUGGGGAAUUCCGAUGUGAUUUGGAUGGCGUUAAUGAGAGACUUAUUCCCGGAUUGCCUAAGUUCUCCAUACCAAUCAACAACGAGUCUAGAAUCCAAGUGUACGCUAUCGAGGAUCCAGAAGAAGAUGGUCGAUGGAAAAUUGUUAUCAAACCAGUGUCUGAUAUCUUGGGAUUAUGA
This is a messenger RNA of Caenorhabditis remanei, 612 nucleotides long. RefSeq lists its product as uncharacterized. Lineage: Eukaryota; Metazoa; Nematoda; Chromadorea; Rhabditida; Rhabditidae. The coding region runs from base 1 to 612 and encodes 203 amino acids. The record is from RefSeq and is a predicted model, not a curated record. The transcript is spliced from 4 exons.